Cataglyphis hispanica is the source of this 656-nucleotide messenger RNA. RefSeq names its product mediator of RNA polymerase II transcription subunit 28-like (gene MED28). Gene Ontology annotation, cellular component: mediator complex. Bases 1 to 606 code for a protein of 201 amino acids. The transcript has 3 exons. Lineage: Eukaryota; Metazoa; Arthropoda; Insecta; Hymenoptera; Formicidae. The record is from RefSeq and is a predicted model, not a curated record.
AUGGCGACACCGACCAACAGCAACGGUAAUCUCGUCGACGAGUUCGAAGAAGCGUUUCAGCAAUGUUUGAGCAUGCUGAUAAAGGACGAAGGAUUAGUCAGCAAUGGGACUGGCGCUUCUGGUGGUUUGACAGUGGAUAAAGAUGAAGGUCGUGCUGAAAUGGAACAAGCUACCAUGAGAUUCAUAGAUCUGGCUAGACAAAUGGAGGCUUUCUUUUUACAAAAGAGAUUUCUGCUAUCUGCGCUGAAGCCUGAGAUGAUAGUCAAGGAAGAUAUUCAAGAAUUGAGAAUGGAAUUAGCUCGCAAGGAAGAACUCAUAAAGAGACAUAAUGAGAAAAUUGUUGUCUGGCAGAAUAUGUUGUCAGAUUUACAAGGAUGGGCACAAUCACCCGCUCAAGGUCCAGCACCUAAUGGAUUACCCAGUGGAAAUCAAAGUGGGCAAAAUCAACAGGCUGGAAGUGGCAGUGGCAAUGCUUCAAUGCAGCAGCAGCAGCAGCAACAAAUGUUGCAGCAUCAGCAGCAACUGCAACAGCAAUUACAGCAGCAACAGCAUCCACAAUUGCAACAACAAUUGCAGCAUUCGUUGCAACAACAGGUAUUUAAGUAACGCUGUGUUAUGACCAAAGUUAAAAAUUAUCUUUGUUCUUCAAGAUCAGA